AUGGCUCCUUCGUGCGAGCCGCUCUGUCAUUUUGGUGGCAGAUUAUAUUUUACGUCGUUUCCCCAUCCUUCUCCACGAUCGGACAUCCUCAAUCGCUUGGCUGACGACCCGGAACACGUUCCUUUAGUACGCGGUGCGGCGAGGGGAUCAUCUGUGCCAACACCAGAUGACGAUGCGAAGUACUACUACUUCACAAUUGACGACCGGCUUCUCUACUUGUCUUUCUUUCAAGACUGGGGACCUCUGAAUCUUGCCAUGGUGUAUAAGGCCUGUAUAUUGAUUCAUGAGUUGCUUCAGGAUCAAGCCCUCUCGUCUUAUCGCCUUGUACUAUACGCAUCCAACGACCCACAAAAGAAGGCCAAUGCAGCACUUCUUAUGGCACUUUACGUGAUGAUUGUCCAACAGCGACCUCCAUGGGAAGCGUUCCACCCCAUCGCAGAGAUGGAGUUCAUGCCCUUCCGAGAUGCUGGCCGCGGACGAUCAGAUUUCAAUCUCAGUAUACAGGACUGCCUCUGGGGCCUGUACAAAGCGAUGCAGAAUGGCCUAUGUGACAUGAACGAAUUUGAUGUCGAAGAUUACGAAUAUUACGAGAAGGUGGAGAAUGGCGACUGGAAUUGGCUCACACCAAACUUCAUCGCAUUCGCGUCGCCGGUAGAUCCACUAUGGAUCAAGAAAGAGAAGGAGAAGAAAGAGACACAAGUUGGUCCUGGGUGUCCAUCUUCUACAGGCCCGAAUAGUCACGCUUUACAGCGCAAACUGCCAGCCCCAUUCCUUAAUUGUCUGGACUACUUCGAGAGGCGCAACGUUAGGCUCGUCAUUCGUCUGAACCACGCACUCUACGAUCGGCAGGUGUUUCUAGAUCGUGGGAUCAAUCACACGGAGCUGUACUUCGAUGACGGAACUAACCCCACGGACGAGAUUGUGAGGAAGUUCAUCGACUUGGUGGACGAAAUCGUCGAAGCAGGAGAUGCCGUGGCCAUACAUUGUAAAGCCGGCCUUGGUCGCACAGGGACAUUGGUCGGUGCGUAUCUGGUAUGGAAAUACGGCUUCACGGCAAACGAAGCCAUCGCUUUCAUGCGGAUAGUCCGUCCGGGGAGCGUGGUUGGUCCUCAACAACAAUACAUGUACCUCAAGCAACUGGAAUGGUGUAAAUGGGCUGCUGUGGACGAGAUGAAGAAACAGCAGUCCAUGGCAGUCCUCGCAGCCACUGCAAUUAUCGCUCCGGCCACUCCACCAAUGGAAGCGGAGGACGCAAUGGAUACCGGUGGAGACGUAACGAAUGCUACAGCAACUGUUAUCGUCACUCCUUCCACACCAUUACCAGUUCCUCCCGUGACCCCGAGCCGCCACAUCGCUGCUGCUACCGCACAUGCGCGAGCGAUCUCCCCUCCAGGUCAGCCACGCAAGACGCCUGCGGCCAAGCGUGUUGCUUCGGAUUCCGAAGUUGAGGAUACGGACGAUGUUCUGCCCACGCUUGGUACCGCACCUGCUCGACGUGCGAAGACGAAGGCCUCGGCAAGCCGCAGCCAGACUUCUCGCCUUGCUGUGUCCGAGCAGCGCCCAACUAGGGUUACACGCUCGACUGCCGGCGCAGCGGUGCGGCGGGCUGGCACCGCACUUGGGACGGUGAAACCGAACAAGACGACUGGGCAGUCGCCAAACAAGGUCCCAAGACUCGGCAAUGGCGUGAGUGCGAGGGGGAUGGUUCCUUCCGAAGCAUCGUCCACCACCGCGAAUGCAACGACAUCCCGCCGCUUGAGAAAUCCACCAUCGCCCACCCCAUCUCGGCUUCCGACGCUUAUACCCAGAAGAGGCCAUCAUAAUUCUACGGCGUCGGUGCAGGAAACCCCUGUUGCCGUUGGUGCUGCAGUCAAGUCUGCAGCACCGGGUGCUUGGAUGACCACGAAUGCUGCCGCAGUGGUUGUGCCGGGUUCGAAGUCGGAGCGGCCGAAUUUGAGGAAUGUACGGCGCAGACGGAGUAGUUUCAGCGCUGCGGACAUUGUCGCAUGA
Messenger RNA from Sparassis crispa, 2010 nucleotides. RefSeq names its product Tyrosine-protein phosphatase CDC14 homolog. The transcript is spliced from 5 exons. The record is from RefSeq and is a predicted model, not a curated record. Lineage: Eukaryota; Fungi; Basidiomycota; Agaricomycetes; Polyporales; Sparassidaceae. The coding region runs from base 1 to 2010 and encodes 669 amino acids. Gene Ontology annotation, molecular function: protein tyrosine/serine/threonine phosphatase activity; protein serine/threonine phosphatase activity. Gene Ontology annotation, cellular component: centrosome; mitotic spindle; spindle pole. Gene Ontology annotation, biological process: positive regulation of cytokinesis; microtubule cytoskeleton organization; protein dephosphorylation.